GUUUCCCGCCGGGCCAGUGACGCUGGGGUCUGGCCUUGAUCCCGAGGACAGGACGGUGCUGUUCCAGGGGGAACAUGUCCAGUUUCUCUAAGGCUCCACAGCAAUGGGCCACUUUUGCUCGGGUUUGGUAUCUUUUAGAUGGGAAAAUGCAGCCUCCUGGCAAACUAGCUGCUGUGGCAUCAAUUAAACUUCAAGGAUUGCAUAAACCUAUAUACCAUCAACUGAGUGACUGUGGGGAUCAUGUGGUCAUAAUGAACACAAGGCACAUUGCAUUUUCUGGAAAUAAAUGGGAACAAAAAGUUUACUCCUCACAUACUGGCUAUCCAGGUGGAUUUAAACAAGUAACAGCUGCUCAGCUACACCAGAAGGAUCCAGUAGCAAUCGUGAAACUAGCUAUUUAUGGCAUGCUGCCAAAAAACCUUCAUAGAAGAACUCUGAUGCAGAGAUUGCAUCUUUUCCCAGAUGAGGACAUACCAGAAGAUAUUCGUAAGAAUUUAGUAGAAGAGCUGCCUCAACCACGAAAAGUACCCAGACGUCUAGAUGAGUACACACAGGAAGAAAUAGAGGCUUUCCCAAGACUGUGGUCUCCACCUGAAGAUUAUCGACUCUAGAAGAAUGACGAUGGCAGGAAAGAGCCACGCGGUGACGGCAGCUUCUUCCCGAGGAGUCUCCGGAGCUGCAGGCAGAGUGCGGCCGCCGCUGCGUUUGGACGAGGAACUGGACAUGGGCGCUGAAAGCUUAUGGAGAAGGCUCUGGAGGUGAUGCUCCUUAAUAGGAAAUUGCAAUAAAAUACAUUAUUUUAUAGAAUUAUUUUAUUAUAUAGUCCAAUUUGAAUUGCUGUAAGGGAUGCUAAGAAUAAAACUGCUUACUUGUGUAA
This is a messenger RNA of Neogale vison (American mink), 877 nucleotides long. It is a transcript of the gene MRPL13, whose product is annotated as mitochondrial ribosomal protein L13. The transcript is spliced from 7 exons. Bases 75 to 611 code for a protein of 178 amino acids. Gene Ontology annotation, biological process: negative regulation of translation; translation. Lineage: Eukaryota; Metazoa; Chordata; Mammalia; Carnivora; Mustelidae. Gene Ontology annotation, molecular function: mRNA binding; structural constituent of ribosome. The record is from RefSeq and is a predicted model, not a curated record. Gene Ontology annotation, cellular component: mitochondrial large ribosomal subunit; ribosome.